Messenger RNA from Gloeophyllum trabeum ATCC 11539, 1752 nucleotides. RefSeq lists its product as uncharacterized. The record is from RefSeq and is a predicted model, not a curated record. The transcript is spliced from 11 exons. Bases 1 to 1659 code for a protein of 552 amino acids. Gene Ontology annotation, molecular function: metallopeptidase activity. Lineage: Eukaryota; Fungi; Basidiomycota; Agaricomycetes; Gloeophyllales; Gloeophyllaceae.
AUGAACCUGGAAGCUAUUCAGUCGAAAGGUUGCCAGACAGGCACGUCCCGCUGGAAGGGAGCAGGAGCCAUAGCGAACCCUUGGGUGAAGAACGACUACGCUUCUUCAGCUAUGACAAGGAUGUGCUAUGUAUUCCUGGAAGACAGUGAUAUUUCGGAGCUCGCCCUUGGCCAGGAGGUUCUCUCAGCCGAGAGUAGACCCCGAAUUGCAGAUUUCCACGCAGUUUCGCCUCCGUUGACUAUACAGCCCCUCAUUCUAUCUGGAAAGUCAGCGAACAGGAUUGACCUGGUCUUUUUCGCGGACGGAUACACUGCGGAGGAACGUCCAAAGUUUCUCGAAGACGCAAGACGGCUAGCUCAGGAUAUUUCAUCAAACCAAACGUUCAACACGGUGAAGCCGCUGAUGAACUUCUGGGCAGCCUUCACACCCAGUGUAGAGAGCGGUAUUGGCGUCGGAGGGAAGCCUAAGAAUACUGCGUUUGGCCUGUACCGCGAUGGAACAGAGCUGCGAGGCGUGUAUUACAGUAAGCCGGAUGAAGCUAGCGCCGCGUGCUUCUCCAUGGGCGACAGGUGCGAUUAUCCUAUUUUAAUGGGGAACGAUCCGUUAUACGGAGGCUUAGGAGGGGACUUCACGGUUAUCACGCCAUCCCUAGCGAAUGGUGCGUUGGUUUUGAGACAUGAACUCGGUCACUCCAUCAUCGACGUCGGGGAAGAGUACGAUGGCGGCUACGCGUACUUUGGCGUCAACGCCGUGCAGGAUCUCUCUUCCGAUUUACCAUGGAAGCAAUGGCUCAGCGAACCUCUCUCUGAUUCUCCCCGAGUGGAGCGCUCGGUCAUGCCGAUGCAGAACUACGCCUGGACGAUGCUGAACACUUCCGAGCCGUGGUCGGUGACGUUCAACUCUUCCGGAAUGUAUGAUAGGUAUUUGCUGCGGUUCUCGCUAUCUGGCGUUCCGGAGAAACAAGCCCUUAGCGUCGAGUUCGACGAUCAGGAUUUGGGAUGGACGCCGAGGAAGGAUAUUGGCGUGGACCGGUGGCAUUAUGAUAUUCACAAGUCCGCUGCACUGGAGGAGGGUCUCCAUCAGGUGAAGUUCACUUUGAAGGACUCUGCGCUGGAGGGAACUGCGCAACUGUGCAGUGUUGAGGUCUUGGAGUUCGGAACGGAGAAAGAAUUUAAUUCUACUCCAGCGUACUACGGGCUCUUCCCGACCUUCUCGGAACAGAAUGAGACUACGUACCGCCCUACAAACGAAGAUUGCCUGAUGCGACAGGUGACCACACCCAACUUCUGUUCGGUCUGCAGGGAAGGACUGUGGCGGUCCUUGCUACGCCGCGUCCAUCUCGUGGAUGACGUGUACACCGGGUGUGCGCAGGAUGCAUCUACAGGCAAGUGGACGAGGACUAUCGAGCUGUACCUUGUUCCUCUCGCGCAAUUCCGGAGGGAUCCGGUUACUCCUCAGGAAAGCUACGCGGUGACAUGGUCGAAGGGAGGCCAGAUCCUUGAAGAGUUUACGAACAGGACGAGUAUCGUGGUUGAUGAUGAGGUGGGUGUCACGUAUGACAUAUCCGUCGAGUUUUCGACGGAAGAGGUGCGGACGGAUAGGGAUGGGUAUUUGAAAGCUUCUGGGGAGUUGACCCUGUCGAGCAAAUGUGAUGGGUAGGGCCGCACUCCUGACUUGUAUUAUAAGUGUACAUGUUCGUCUUGUAUGCGAAUGAAAAAAUCAAAGAGAUCCAUCUUUGUGCCUCCUCCUCCA